Osmerus eperlanus (European smelt) is the source of this 4793-nucleotide messenger RNA. It is a transcript of the gene clstn3, whose product is annotated as calsyntenin 3. NCBI's taxonomy places the organism in Eukaryota, Metazoa, Chordata, Actinopteri, Osmeriformes, Osmeridae. The record is from RefSeq and is a predicted model, not a curated record. Gene Ontology annotation, cellular component: cell surface; postsynaptic membrane. Gene Ontology annotation, molecular function: amyloid-beta binding; X11-like protein binding; calcium ion binding. Gene Ontology annotation, biological process: positive regulation of synaptic transmission; homophilic cell-cell adhesion; positive regulation of synapse assembly.
AGGGGACGUCAGCGUAAAAUUCCCAUCGUUUUUUCCCCCAUACGACGUCUGCUGAAAACAAGGACAUCGGUCUCCACAUAUUCGCCGUUCAUAUCACAGUCUAGUAUCAUUCGGAGACAUAUUUUUGCGCAAAAUCAAGAGAAGGGGAGCGGUAGCAUCAACCUCCGUUGCCUGUAGUUUCAGUUUCAAUCUGCGGUGCAUAGACGUGCGGCAGAGGCGUGAGAAACGGAUGCUGCGAGGGUAGCGUUGGGUACCAAAAGCACCUCUCACUGACCACGAUGGACAAUUUUUUCUCCUUCCUCCUCCUUUGCUUGACUUCGGUUGCCAAUGGCAACAAAGCCAACAAGCACAAGCCAUGGAUCGAGACCGAGUACCAGGGCAUCGUCAUGGAGAACGACAACACGGUCCUGCUCAACCCACCCCUCUUUGCCCUGGACAAAGAUGCCCCGCUGCACUAUGCAGGUGAGAUCUGUGGUUUCCGAGUGCACAAUGGGCCCUCAGGAUCCAGUUCAGUCCAGUUUGAAGCGGUGGUGCUGGACCGCUCCACAGGGGAGGGUCUGGUCCGGUCCAAGGAGCCCCUGGACUGUGAGAGCCAGAGGGAACACAGCUUCACCAUCCAGGCCUACGACUGUGGAGAGGGACCCGAUGGAGUCAACAGCAAGAAGUCCCACAAGGCCACGGUGCAUGUGCGCGUGAACGACGUCAACGAAUUCUCCCCCGUGUUUGUGGAGCGUCGCUAUGAAGCGUCUGUCCCAGAAGGCCGUCUGUUUGACCGCAUCGUGCGCGUGGAGGCCCUGGAUGCAGACUGUUCCCCCCAGUACAGCCAGAUAUGCUUCUAUGACAUCAUCACCCCCAAUAUACCCUUUGCCAUCGACAAUGAUGGUAACAUUAAGAACACGGAGCCGUUGGACUCCAAGCACCAGCGCAUUCACACCUUCUGGGUGACCGCUUUUGACUGUGGAAAGAACCGCGCUCAGGUCGACGCCCAGGUCGUCGUCGCGGUCAAACCAUCCUGCAAACCUGGCUGGAUCGGAUGGUCCAAGAGGGUGGAGUACUCCCCCGGCUCUGGAAGCAUUCCCCUGUUCCCCUCCCUGCACCUGGAGACCUGCGAGGAGACGGUGUGGAACAUCCAGGCCACCGUAGAUCUCCAGACCGGACACAUCGGGAAGGGCUGUGACAGAGACAGCUAUUCCGACAGAUCAGUGCGGCGACUGUGUGGUGCUGUCAGGGGCGAGGUGGAACUGCUCCCGCCUCCUUCCCCAGCAGCCAAUUGGACUUCAGCCCUGCCAACUCUACCCUCUUCUGAUUCGUCGCUGGUGUUCUCCUUCAAUGGCUCCACCCACGUUGCUGUGGUACCUGACUCGGUUGCCGCGGCGGUGUCUGGCGACCACUUUACCCUCCAGCUGUGGAUGCGAAGGGGAGGGGCCAAUGCACAGCCUCCAGCCAAUCAGGGCCGAGGGAAUCGCAGGGAGGAGGAAACCAUUGUCUGUAGCACUGUGAAGAAUGACGACUCUUUCUCCCACUACUCCCUCUCCGUCCACGGCUGCCGCCUCUCCCUCUUCUACUGGCCCGACGUCUCUGCCGCCCGGCCCGUAAAGUUCCUCUGGAAGCUGGAGCAGGUGUGUGACAGUGAGUGGCAUCACCUGUCUCUCAGCGUCCAGUUCCCCUCGGUGACCCUGUAUGUAGACGGGGUGACCUUCGACCCCGCCCUCAUCCACGACAACGGUGCCAUCCCCAACCCUGCCCCCCAUCAGCGAAUGGUUAUCGGCGCUUGCUGGGAGCCAGAAGAGAAACAGAAGGACAUCAUUAACAACACGAUCCCCGAGAGCAAAGACACCGGGAAGUAUGUGGGUGGAUAUCGAGGCCUGUUGUCAGGGGUGACGGUGAGACCAGGAAGUGUCGAGCCCCACAGUGUGGUGGAGUGUCUUUACGCCUGCAGGGAGGGGCUGGACUUUGGAGAUCUUGAAACUCUGGGCUCAGGCAUGAAGGUACAUGUGAACCCCAGUCAGUCAGUGCUGGUGCUGGAGGGAGACGACAUUGAGAGCUUUAACCGCGCCGUGCAGCAGGUGACCUACAGGAACUCUUUACGGUUUGCCACCCCUGGAAUCAGGCCCCUGAAACUCACCACCUCCCUCAGGUGUUUCAACGAGGAGAGCUGCUUGUCCCUGAAGCAGCUGGAAGGUUACCUGGUGGUCCUCCAGCCCGACGCCCCUCAGAUCUCCCUCUCGGGCGUCGGCCCCCACCUGGCCCGCCCGGCGCCCGAGUUCGAGGGUCCUCGUGGCGUCCCUCUGUUCCCCGAGCUGAGGAUCGUCUGCUCCCUGUCCCACGCUGUCAACACAGCUGCACAGGGCAUGGAGGGUGGAGCUCUGAUGUCUGAUGCUGUGGCCCACACUCUCGACGGCUGUGAGGUCCAGCCCCUGGGGGAGGAGCUUAACCCGGAAAGGGAGGAGCUUCGUGACUUGGAUGCUCUGAGAGAGAGAGGUCUAGAGAUCAUCAACACCACCGCCUACAUUGCCAUCACAGGAGCCGAGUCCAUCUCCGUGUACGAGGACGUCCUGCGCUCCGUGCGUUACCGGCUCGCCAAAGGCUCCGCCCGGUUUGAGAGGCGCUUCCGGCUCUCCUGCUCGGAGAUGAACGGACGAUACACCAGCAACGAGCUCACACUGGAGGUAAACUUCCUGCAUUCUCUGGACAGCCUGUACCACCCGUCCCACCUGCUGGCCUCUCAGCAGCAGUUCCUCCACCCGUCUCACCACUCCGGAGAGCUUAGCGGACACACCCUGCCCAGCCCCCACCGCAACUCAGUGGUGCCUGGCGCGGCCACAGUCAUCAUCAUGGUCUGCGUUGGCUUCCUGGUUGUCAUGGUGAUCCUGGGUGUGUUCAGGAUCCGCUCCAUACAUCGCCGUGGCGAGGGCGCCAGGGGUGGGGCUAAAGAGGGCAGUGGCCAAUGGGAUGACUCUGCCCUCACCAUCAUUGUCAACCCUAUGGAGUCCUACGAGUCUCGUAUGGGCAUCUCAGCUGACGCUGACGCUGAGGGAGAGGAGGAGGAGGAGGUAGCAGAGUCCCCCGACGACGCGAGCGACGACCAGCGAAUCAUCAUCAAGAAGGAGGGGAGGGACGGUAACCCCCGCCGCUACUGAGCCCCUUUCGCCCGUUACCGCGGGAACCUCAAACGGGGGGGCUCUCCGCACACGCUCACGGCGUGUCGAACAUCAACAACUGCUGACACCUCUAGUCUAUGGAAUGUACGCUUACAAAACACAAUGCACAAUACAUACAGGGAUACUCCUGAGUCUUCCCGUGACCCAUCACUACACAAGACCAUCUGUCAGCUGUUAGCCAAUGACAACACAGGCAUACGUUAUCCACGUAAAUGUUCUAUGGCACAAUGUAUACAGUAUAAACUUAUUGCCUGACUAAAACCACCCACAAAAAUCGUACGUGGUUCACCAAUUCUCCAUAAUAAGGUAUCAUACGUCGAUAUAAUUAAAAUUGUUAAAUUGCAGGUUGGAAGAACACUUGUUUUGAAGCGAGAUUGUAUAUUGUGAACUACCUGUGUCACUCAUCAAAGGCUUACACCACACACGUUAAUAUUCAAGCAAUGUGAUUAACAUGAUAUUGGCCUUGUAUAGGUCUUUAGGUAAAGACACACAAACCACGAUCCUAUCUCAUCUCCACACAUCUCUAAACUAUACUAUAUAGUUGUCUUUUCGCUGCACAAUCUCUCUCCUUCCUUUUUCUCUCUACACAUUCCUUGACUACAGAGAAACACCAUCCCAGAGGGUAGAUGGUAGGGCUGCGCCCAGCCGGUCAUGUGACUCAUGACAAGGUUGAUUUUACCUCGCAGAGUCUCGCUCUGGUGACUGUGUCCUUGUUGCAAAAUCUAUAGACAGCCUACGGAAAACCACUGAUGGUCGUUCAUAAUUAGAAUGCUCUGCACUAAAUUACCCCCAAAAAUUUUUCAUUAGUCCAGGUACCUUUAACUUGUUAUUUAAUGACGUUGUAUCUCGCUAGAUACUUUUGUGCGUGCUGUCUGUAUGUUUUACCUCACUAUUGCAGCUUGCUUCGAUGUGCUCAGCUUUGCAGUGACGUUGGAUAGAUUUGAGAAUUUGCUUGCACAGCACUUAGAAAUUGAAGCCAGCUUUCAUUUUGGCAUACAAACCCUGGAUGCAAUUCUACGGGGAAGAAAGCAAAGCCUUCUCAUUCUGAGCGUGUCUAAAUUGUCCCUAUAUCGGCCGGAAGACCACAGAAGAAUCACCUCUAGUCGCUCAAUGUACCUCUGACCCCUCUAUGACACCUGUAAUCAGAUUGAUCCUCGUGACAUCGUCCCACUCUUUGCACACUGCUAUUGUAACUUCAGGACACACAAACACAGAUAUGUAUACACACACACACACACUACCCCUGCUGUAUCCAGAAUGUCAGCUCAGCUAGGGCAGUUUGACUGUAUUGAUUGUAUUGAACUUUAUGUACAUACAAUUACUUGUUAUUAUUACUAUUAUUGCAGUUCCACGUGGCUCUUUGUAUGUACUUGUAAAGAGGGGCAGCAUAAACACUUGGUUAUUUAUUAGUACCAUUGGUAUAGUUUUCCAUCUGAACUGUCACAUAUUUCUAAGAUUGUCAAAUCUGAAAACAGAAUAAUGAUAAUAGUAGUAGUAGUAAUAAGGACGAUGAUUCCUGGCUUGAUGAGUGUCAAUUAAUUUGUGUGUUAUAUUGUUGUAAUUAAAAAAAAAAACUUCACAUAAAUGGAGGGUGCAUUGUUGUGAUAAAGCUACUCGGUCGUCUCUGUCUUU